GGCGUAAAUAGUAGUAAAUACGCACUUUUUUUCUUAUUGUAAACAAAAGAACUUUAGUUAGAGUUGAAAGGUCAUUGAAAGAGUUUACCGAUUCCGACCAUCUUACUACACGCAUCGCAUAGUAGUCUACCCACAAGUACAAUUCAUUGACUUUUCUUUCUAUUAAUUUGUGUAGGGACCUAAGUUUUAUUAAAACAUAAAAAUGGCUAAUCGAAAGCUUGGAGACAUCAGACUAAAUGAAACCGUGCUUUUCGUUUGCGACAUCCAAGAAAAGUUUAGAAACGCGGUUAAAUACUUCUUCGAAAUUGCUCAGGUUUCGAAUAGAUUGGUAAGUCGUUUUUAAAAAUAUUUUUUUAUUUAAAUGGUUGAGGACGGUACAUUAAAUUAUUGCCGUGUAUUAACUCUUUCCAUGCCAUGGGUUUUUUCAUGUUCGUUCCAGAUCAGUAUUCGGCCAAUGGAAAUUUUUUAGGGUGCUCCUCCUAUCUAGUAUUAAUUAAUUGGCUAAUGUUAAAGACGGCUGCCACGGCGUCUUUUAUAGUUGCAGUGAAUUAGGGUUUAAGUUUAGGUUAAGUUGAGGGAUAUAUUUAGGGUUCAGGUUAGGCAUAGGAUAGGGAUUGAUUUAGGGUUCAUGUUAGGCAUGCGGCAUAGGGAUCGAUUUUGGGAUACAUUCGUGAAAUUCGAUAAAAUAGUGGCAGUCGUCCUUAACAUUUACCAAUAAAUUUUAAAUAAAAGAUUUUAAAUCUUUUAGCAAGAUUGCUGUAUUUCAUAUCAAAUUCAAAUUAAAGGAAAUUAGACAGAGAAUAAUAAUAUGUAAAAUAUAAAACAAUAUAACAACAAUAGUUUAAAUUUUUUUUGUAAUAUUGUGAAAUGUGAGAUCAAAUUUUUUAUAUUUUUAAAAUUGGGCACCAAAUCUGAACUUACCAGACUACCAUACGUCAUACGAUCUGUGUUGCGGAUAUCCUAUUCUGCUUGAAUCCUCAGAAAGUAUAUCCAUUUUUUAUCAUGCAUUUUACAUUUUGAAAAUAUUCCAUUUUGUUACAGAGCUAUACCCAUUUUUGUAAUGUUAUGAGUAUUCUUAUCUGCAGGAAACGAAAUAAACUACAUAUAUUAUUUCAACAGUAUACUGUUGGUAGGCACAAAUGCGAUCAGUCAAAUCGACAGUAUACUGUGGCUUGGCACGGAAAGAGUUAAUAGUAUUGGUAAGUGCAGACAAUUGGUGCCAUGACGUAUCACAGAGCCGCCUUUUUGGUUGCCACGACCCGUGAACAUUUAUAAUUAAUAUCCCUAACCUGAACCCUAAAUGUGUCCCUAACCUGAACCCUAAAGGUAAUCUACCACUUGAGCUUUGGCCAAGAAAAAAAUCCAGUUGUUCCGCUUUAAAGGGCUAUUUAAACAAUUAUUCUUAUAUUAUUUUUAAUGACAUUGGCUGUAACUGUAGGUAUUCAUUCCAAUAAUAGUACUAAUAAAAAUAACACAAGACAAUUUUUAAAAAUAGAAAAACUCUAACAUUUUUUUAUAUUGAAGAAUUUAAACAAUUUAAUGUGUGAAAAUGGAAUUAUGCAUAGUUCUCCCCCAAGGUGACGAUCAAGUUUUUAAAAAUAUCAUUUCCACAAAAACGGUUGCGGAACAUGAAUUCACGUCAAUGUGGAGGGGAAAGAUCACAGCUUUUUUCUUGGCCGACGCUCAAGUGGUAGAUUACCACCCUAAAUGUAUCCCUAGUGUCACCAAUUCUCUGCAUUAGUAUUAGCUAUAGUAUUAUCUCAAAUUUUUUAGAUUGUUACUUUGUAGGUUACACAGUCUGAAUAAUUCUUUAAUAAGCUCAGCUAAUUUUUAACUUAUACUUAUGGACAGAAAAAAAUCGUGAUAAUAAGACUCUAUAAUCUGAAGUCUAAGUCUAAAGUAGGCCUACUCCUCUGAAGAGUGCCUAAAAUCCAUCAAGCAAUAUUCAUUUGAAACUUGAACUCAUAGACAGACUUGCUAUUUUUGGAGUGUUGGAGCGCACUAGAUUACCUGCUAAGCCCAAAGAAUAAGAAAGUGUAAAACAAGGAAGGUAAUGCAGAAUUGCCUUCUAUACCACUUUAGGAACCCAAAACUCUUGUAUCCUACAUGUGUGCAAGCUUUUCCAGCACAAAUAGGAAUAGCAUGCCACCUACAUAAGAACAAACAGCAAUUAUCUCGAAACAAAGUAAACAAAUCAGUUCUCACUCUAAAAACUUAUCAGUUCAGUUUAAAAAAACACACUUGACAUUAGUCAUUCACUACCAUUGUUUCCCCCUGUUUUCUAUGCCUGAUGAUGUACUUUUAGUGUAGUCAGUAAUGUCAGUCUAAUUAAAAGCUCUUCACUUUUCAGACAGAAGCUGCUAGAAUCUUAGAAAUACCCAUUGUUGUCACAGAGCAGGUAAGAAAAAGGCUGUCAUUAAAGAAAAAAUGUUUAUUCUAUUAAAACUUAGACAUAAGUCAAGGCAAAUGGCCUGUUACGGUAUUCUUUUUUUAUUACAAUCGACAAUGCUUCAAAGGUACAAAUUAUUGUGAUUUCAUGCAUUGCAUGUCAAUGAAUUUAUAAUUUCGAAAGCAUCUUGUUUCAAGCUAGAAAUUGCAAUAGUGAAGUUAUGUGAUUGUCAAAUUAAAGGAUAUUUUUGAAAAGAACCAAACAAUCAAAAUCCACAUCACAUUUCUUAUUUAUUACUUGUAAGACAUUAUUUUUAAAGGAAAGUAUCAAUUUUGUCCUGCUUUUGACUUUUCUAAACAUUUAAUUCUAAGUUGUAAACCAGGAAGAAAUAUUGAUAGUGACACUUUUCAAACUUGUGGUAUGCUUUCUAAUGUCAAUAUUUUCUUCUUCUUCAAUAACUCAUUAUAUGGGGAAAAUAUUUUAUUUUCAUUCGUGGCAAAAUAAAAGCAAACAAUUUCAUUUUAACAGUAUCCAGAUGGCCUUGGACAUACGGUUCCAGAAGUUAACAUAACGAAUGCAGUCAAUAUUUUUCCUAAAACCAAGUUCAGCAUGAUCAUACCAGAAGUUGAGGAAGUGCUCAAGACUCUACGUGGAGGUCAUGUACGACAUGUUAUUUUAUGUGGAAUUGAGGUAAUAAAGCAGGACACUUUAUUUUUAUUCUCUUAUGCAAUUGUGGAAAAUUCCUAAUAAUAUAGUUGUAAUGUGACCCAUAAUGCUGGGUACCAGUAUCAGAUUCAAAUUUAUGAUAUUGAUAUUCAAAUGAAAAAGUCGUGAACAUAUUUUAGAAGCAUGUGUCAAGUUUUUAGAUGCAUCUUGGUAAUGAGACGAGUGUUUAUCUGACAUUGACAAUCUAUCAUUUAAAAAAAAAUGUUUUUAUUUGAAUAUGAUUUAAUUAACUGUUUGAUUAAGACUGGGUUUAAAGCUGAUUACAUACAAACUCACAAAAGCAAGAUGUACUCAAGCACCGAACAUUAGGCUCUGAUUAAGUUCUGAAAUAUCAUAACUAAUACAGUUUUUAUAGUUAUAAUGUUGAUAAAUUCUACUCUUACACCCUGAAUAGAGUUAGUUUAUUUCCAAUCACACUGAAUUAAAGACAUAAUAGUUUCUUUAUUUUGCUAUCGUGACAAUACUGAACACAUUGAACUGGGUGUUGCCUAUUUGUUAGCGGAUAAAACUACUUAUGGGGACCACGAACAUAUGAGAGAAAACAUCAGUCUCAGCCUUUGAAUGUGUUCUUUCUUUUGUCAGACCCAUGUUUGCAUCCAACAAACUGUGAUAGACCUUUUAAAUCGAAACAUUGAAGUGUAUGUUGUAGCUGAUGCUGUAUCAUCAAGGAGCCAAAUGGACAGAAUAUUUGCUCUAGAGGUAAUGUCUAUAAAUCAUGUAUCAUCAUUUAUUGUAUUGAAUAAACCAAAUAUGUUAUUCACUAGCAUUGGUGAGUUUAAUGCUAAUACCAAUUAUUUACUAAGUUAAUUGCAAAAGCAUCAGAAACAGGACAAGGCAUUUCUUGCUAAAGUUAUAUGAUGUUAUAUCUAUAACCCAUUGUUAAAUAUGAUUCAGCUUAGACUGGAGAUUAGCAGAUUUGUGUUCUAUUAUUAGCUAUAAGUGGUAUUUUCUAAUAAUUUAUAUAAAAUAACGUGUUGUAUAUUCAGGGGAAAUUUAAAAAUAAAGUCUAACCACUAAUAUUCUAAUUGUAUACUGAAUGUAUUUGUUUUAAAGCUUAUCUUAAUGCAUUGUAAUGAAUAAGGCACAUAAUAAUGGUCAUUAAUUUAUAAACAACAUACUUUAUUUAUAAAUAGAGCUCAAAUUUAAUUUGGUGGAGGCCAAACCAGAUAGAUGGAUAAUUUUUGCAAUUAAUGAAUGAACUAUUAUUUGAUCUUUUGCUAGCGUUUUCGGCAGAUCGGUGCAACUGUCACUACCAGCGAAGCCGUCCUUCUACAACUGGUAGGGGAUAAAAAUCAUCCAAAGUUCAAAGAGAUUCAAAGUUUAAUUAUGGUUUCAGCACCUGAAUCUGGUUUAGUGAAUAAAUUAUGAAACUAACUAACCUGUCAUUGUUUAAGAAAAAAAUGACCCUGCAUUGUUAUAACAUUUUAUUCUUUUGGGAAAAUAAACAUGUUCCAAGUCUUUACAUUUGCACAUGAGCUGAAUUUUGCUGCUGCUUCUAUUACUUUAUUUUUUACUACUGUAUAUGCUUAUUCUAAAGCCAAAUUUUUUUAUCUUUUUUGGUGGAAAUAAUUCAGGGGAAUAAGUGGAGUGGUCAGCCUGUGAUGCUUAGAGAGUAUCAAAAAGGUGCAGAGUUCAUAGUUUUUGGUUGUUUAUUAUUAGUUUUGAAGUCUUUUACUUACACAGUUAUUUUUAAAAAGCCUGGGGG
Messenger RNA from Lymnaea stagnalis (great pond snail), 4820 nucleotides. NCBI's taxonomy places the organism in Eukaryota, Metazoa, Mollusca, Gastropoda, Lymnaeidae. The record is from the annotation of a GenBank genome assembly.